GGUGGAGGAGCUGCGAAGGAGGAGCCGGGAAUCGAGGCGAGCGCACGCCACACGGGACGGUUUCUUGGGAAUAGUGCCAUCAACAGCUGAUUGGAAAUACUCCCCAAGGUCAUGAGAUACUAAAAGCGGUACUUCAGCUGUUUGGGUAUACUCCCCAAGGUAAUGAGAUAAUAAGACCGGUUCCUAUCUAUAUAGCCCAUAACUACCAGAUACGAGGAUGGCAACCACAAGAACAGUUUAUGUGUUCUCGGUAAUCCCACGACUGGCUAAACUUGUCCAAGAGAAGCUGCCCGAUGUGAACAUAAUAGAAGUCCAGCACAAAGGUACUGUUGAAGAAAAAUAUAAUAAGAAAGUUUAUGAUGAAGAAAUAACUGCCCUGCAAGAUGCUGAGGUGCUGCUUGUGGACAUCAACAUCUUGGCUGAGAUUUCAGAUAAACUACCUAAAGUCAAAUGGGCACAGGGAACAUGGGCAGGAGUGGAAGCAUUUCUAAGGAAUCCAGAGAAACUCCCAGCCUUCCCUGUAUCCCGCAUGGUCAAUGACACCUUCAGUCAGCUGAUGGCAGAGUACACAGUGGGCUGGAUUCUUAUUCAUGAACAUGGCUGGCUUGAUUGCCGGCAGUAUCAGCUGAAAAGUGAAUGGCAACACACGGGUAAAAUUGCAUAUUACCGCAGCCUGAAGGAACUGACAGUGGGUGUGCUGGGCAUGGGCAAUAUCGGCAAGGAAGUUGCCAGGAGUUUGAAAGCAUUCCACUCUGAAGUCCACGCAUUUACCCGCACUGUGCCAUCUCCUGAAUGCACGUCAAAGAAUAUAGACAAAUAUUGGCACACUGGUGAGCUGCAUGAGUUUUUAGGUCAGUGUGACUACAUUGUGAACAUCAUGCCAUCUACACCAAACACCAGAGGAAUGCUGGGUGGAAAUGCCUUCAAGCAUGCCAAAAAGGAUGCAGUAUUCAUCAAUAUUGGAAGAGGUGAUGUCAUUAGUGAAGAAGAUUUAAUCAUGGCUCUUGAUGCUGGAUGGCUUUCGGCAGCCAUACUGGAUGUCUUUGAAGUAGAACCAUUGCCUAAAGAAAGUAGCCUCUGGAAACACCCAAAGGUGAUGCUGACUCCCCAUUCUGCUGGAGUGAGUCGUGCUCAGGAUGUUACUGAAGCCUUCCUCCUGAACUACAAGAAAUUCAUCAGUGGCCAGGCAGUCAGUCAUGUCAUUGACUGGGAAACUGGAUACUAACUAAAGUAGCAUGUACUGUUCAAGUACAAAUGAACAGGUUGCCAAAUAUAAAUUGCUGUGCC
Messenger RNA from Portunus trituberculatus (swimming crab), 1287 nucleotides. Its product is annotated as glyoxylate/hydroxypyruvate reductase A-like. The record is from RefSeq and is a predicted model, not a curated record. The transcript has 9 exons. NCBI's taxonomy places the organism in Eukaryota, Metazoa, Arthropoda, Malacostraca, Decapoda, Portunidae. The coding region runs from base 218 to 1225 and encodes 335 amino acids. Gene Ontology annotation, molecular function: NAD binding.